UGCGGUCUGAGACUUCUAUGGAGUAAGAGAGAAGGUUUUGAGAGCUCGAUUUUUGCUCUGAAUUUUCUCCUUGAGUGUGAGGUCUGCAACUUCCACACAGAGAGGAAUUUGAGAGUUCACAAAAAGGGAAAGUUUUCAAUUAAAAAUAAAAAUCUGAUGAAAUGCUAUAUAAUAAAGUGGGACCCGUGAUUAAUCGGGUUAAUGCUCGGCAAAACGCCUGACUCGCAUCCUAAGGGACAAAUAGCCUUAUCUUCUUUCUAUCAGUUUGGCUUCCACUUCCCGGCUGCAGGCAUGGCUUCCAUAUUCCCACAAUUCCUCUCAACUCCAAACUCUCACCCACUAAACCAUCUCCUCCCAACCCAAACCACCACAAACCCACCCCAGCUUUCCACCCACAGCCCACACAGAAAACACUUGUCCCUCACCACAUGCACUCCUCCAAACUCUACUCAACCAGAUUUUCCAAGUCCAGACGCUGAAACCACCACCAGUGCAGAGACAUUUCCGAUCGAAAAGCGCAGAAAAUCAGAAAUCACCAGGGACAGGAGGAGGUCAGAAACUGGCCUUGUAAAGCCUGAGCCACCCAACUUUGAGAUUGGUUGGAAGAGAACCAAAGAGAUAAAGCUAGAGAAGCCAAUAGGGUAUGUGAUAGCUGACUUCUUGGAGAAGUUGGAGAGCUUAAUGGGAAAAGAAUUUGGUUCCGCUGACUUGUUGGUGAAAGUUGCAGAGAUUGUGGCUGAGAGAGCAAGAGAGGAAGCAGAGGUGUUGAGAGAUGAAGGCAAAGUGGAAGACAGAAUGGUGACCGAGUUGUUUAGGGUGUUGAAGUUGAUAGAAAUGGACAUGGUUAUGAUAAAGGCUGCAGUGAAGGAAGAGACUUUGAAUGAGAGGCUUGAGCAGGCCAAGGCACGCUGCAGGCAAGCUAUACUUGUUGCUUUGUCUUUUUGAAAAAGCUAAUUUAGCAAUGUGACAAUGGUGGAUAGGAUAUUUUGCUUUUCAUGAGGGUCUUUGUUCUAAUGGAGAGUGCGCCAUGAAAAAAUAACAAGCUUCUAAAUGUACAUUUGGUUUUGGCAAAUGGUUCUCUUCCAACUCAUUUUAAGAGUGCGGAAAAGAGACGAGUUGAUGUGUCUAGUAUUAUUGAACGCCGAAAUAUAUUCAAUCAAUUUGCCCGUGAA
This is a messenger RNA of Prunus dulcis (almond), 1172 nucleotides long. RefSeq lists its product as uncharacterized. NCBI's taxonomy places the organism in Eukaryota, Viridiplantae, Streptophyta, Magnoliopsida, Rosales, Rosaceae. The record is from RefSeq and is a predicted model, not a curated record. The transcript has a single exon. Bases 202 to 945 code for a protein of 247 amino acids.